Sphenostylis stenocarpa is the source of this 444-nucleotide messenger RNA. The record is from the annotation of a GenBank genome assembly. NCBI's taxonomy places the organism in Eukaryota, Viridiplantae, Streptophyta, Magnoliopsida, Fabales, Fabaceae.
AUGGCUAUAUUUCAUGCCACGCCAAAAUGUCUAGUGAUUUUUCUAGCACUACUUGCCUUCAAUGGUGCCCUUUUAACUCAUUGCAGGAAAAUAAAACCAUUGAACCAGCAUUCCUUGUUAAAGGAAGACAUUGCAGUAGUGCAGAGCAACGUUCCCACUCCAUCAUCAGAGAAGAAGAAAGUUGACUCAUCCGUUAUACCAGAAAAUGGUGUUGAAGGUUCUGGAGACGCAAAUGCUUUCCGCCCCACAACACCAGGGAGCAGUCCUGGUGUAGGUCACCGAAAAUUUGCAUCAGAAGAUAAAGAUAUGAAAGCAACGGUGGCAGUUCACAGUUCACAUGUUAAAAUUUACGUGACUGAGGGGACAGAUAGUGGUUUCAAACCUACAAACCCAGGUCACAGUCCCGGUGUUGGUCAUGCUCAGCAAAACCAAAUUGGACAGUAA